Molecule: messenger RNA, 1660 nt
Organism: Hemicordylus capensis (graceful crag lizard)
Lineage: Eukaryota; Metazoa; Chordata; Lepidosauria; Squamata; Cordylidae
Gene: GPX3
Product: glutathione peroxidase 3
Exons: 5
Biological process (GO): response to oxidative stress
Molecular function (GO): glutathione peroxidase activity
Source: RefSeq, a predicted model, not a curated record
GGAAGGUAGUAGCCUGGGUGACUGAGAGAGGCAGAGACAACCAAAGCAGGCAGUAACUCCUUGUGGGGGCAAGGAGAAGGUACUUGCACCCUUGCCCCUGCUGCCACCAUCAUGAAGGGGAAACUUAAGGGACCGUGGAUUUUCCCCUUCUUCUUAGCUGGCUUAAUUCAGCCAAACUGGGGACAGGAACAAGGGAAGGUAGACUGCUAUGACUCAGUAGCAGGAACAGUUUAUGACUAUGGAUCUGUCACCAUAAAUGGUGAUGAGUAUAUCCCCUUCCAGAGGUAUGCUGGGAAGUUGAUCCUCUUUGUAAAUGUGGCCACCUACUGAGGACUCACACUGCAGUACUUGGAACUGAAUGCACUACAAAAUGAACUGGGACCUUAUGGCUUUGUCAUCUUGGGCUUCCCAAGCAAUCAAUUUGGAAAACAAGAACCUGGCGAGAACUCAGAAAUCCUUCCAGCCCUGAAAUAUGUCAGACCUGGGAGAGGUUUUGUCCCAAAUUUCCCAAUCUUUCAGAAAGGAGAUGUGAAUGGGGAGAAAGAACAGAAAGUCUACACCUUCCUAAAGAACUCCUGUCCACCAGUCGUAGAAAGUUUUGGUGACCCUAAGAAAUUGUUCUGGGAGCCUCUGAAGAUUCAUGAUAUCAAGUGGAACUUUGAGAAAUUUCUAGUCAGUCCUGAGGGCAAGCCAGUGAUGAGAUGGUUUCCCAGGACAAAUAUCGCCACUGUGAAGAAUGACAUCAUAAGAUACAUGCGGCAGAAUAGGUUGUUGCAUGGUUAGAGUCCAUACAGAUGUAGGGAAGGCAGGGAGGGAAGUGGCUGCUUUAUCCAGAACCAGUUCAUCCUUUGAUCAAAACCAAAAGACUUCAUAGGAGGCAAAACUGCUCUGCAACCAGUUUUAUUUACUUACAUGUUCAUACUGUAUUGUAUAGAAAGUCUGACUAUAGGUCUACUUUUGGCUUUACUCUAAGCUAUGAGGAAGUAGCAACACAGGGCUCUCUUGUGCUUCCCCUUAGCAUAGCUAUGGAAAAAGUACUCAGCCAUAGUCUGUGGCCAUGAGGUCUGAUGAACCAGGCCACACUCCACAUACCCACAGGAAAGUCCUGGGGCACUUUAAAAUACUAACAGAUCUUUUGUGGCAGAAGCUUUCAUGGACUAGAGCUCACAUCCUCCAUGUGGUUGAUCAUCAUCAUCACCACUGACCUUUGUUCACAAUCCUCUGCCAACACAUUGCAUCAUACUGUACUUUUUGAGUACAGGCAUAUCCCUCAGGUGAAAUCAAUACUUUGGACCUCUCUGGAUAAAGCACAGUCCACUCCCUCUCCAAGGAAACAGAAUGGACCCUUCCCAAGUAGAGUGUUUCAUGGACUGGAGUUUCUCAAAGCUUUCUCUCCUCAAAGCAGGUGAGAUGAGAAAGGGUUCUGUGGACCAGGAAGAUGCAUCAGUAUGACGGUUAGGUCUGAAAGCUCCUGAAGACUGGACCUAACCCAAGUCUGCAAGGUCGUGGAGUAGCCCUUCUAGUGCAUUCAGGCUGCUCCACAACUUGCCUUUGCAGAGAUGUAUUCCUCCUUAUCAGCUCCAAGAUCCUAGUCUCUUCCACCGCCACACUCACUCUGUGUAUAAAAUUGCACAAUAAAGACCGCAAGCACUCAAUUCAA